GCGCGUUUGUUCGCCAGUUUCAUUUAAACGUUGAGAUCGUGCGGGUUGUAUUACUUUCCAUGAACAGAUAACGCCGCGCUCGUUUUUCUGACUAAAAUCCGUCGCUGUGAACCCUAAAUCAAACAUUAAAUUUUUCAGCUCAUGUUUCUUUCAUAGGAGUAAUUUUCACUGAAACGCGAAGCGGACGAUGUCUAUCAGGGAAGACAGAAUUAAACCGAGCAGCAGCAGUCCGCUAAAAUGCUGUCAAAGCAACGACUCGCUCACGUCGUUGUCCGCCGACGACGACGACGGGGUCGUUUGUGAGACGAAAAACGUUUUCGUGACGACGCCUGAAAACAACAACAAUCGUUUCCUUCAAGCGCAGAUGAAGAACCAGCACCAUUUCCCGAAGAAGCAGGCUGUGGACCUGAAGUUCGAGAAUAUCACGUUUACGUCUUGGAGUUGGUCCAUCACGAAAUUCAAGAGAGAAGUUAAAAAGAUUCUUCAUGGCGUGUCUGGGCAGUUUAAAUCUGGCGAAUUAUCGGUCAUCAUGGGACCAUCCGGGGCAGGAAAAAGUACCUUACUUAACGUACUCGCUGGUUUCGUAACUAGAGGAAGCACCGGUAUCGUGAAGCUCAACGAUACCGUGAGAGAUGGAAAUCCGCGUUACAGGAAAUUAUCCGCCUAUAUACCACAAGACGAGGAAUUGCGUUUGGCUUUGACAGCCAAGGAGGCUAUGACUUUUGCUGCUCACCUGAAACUAGGUUACGGAGUAUCUACGGAGUACAAAACGCAACAGGUUGUCGAGAUAUUGGAAUUAUUAGGUCUAGACCAAUGCCACCACACGCUGACGUCGAGGCUUUCGGGAGGCCAAAGGAAAAGGUUGGCUGUGGCUCUGGAGUUAAUCAGUAACCCUCCCAUAUUGUUUCUGGACGAACCCACGACUGGGUUGGAUAGUUCUUCGUGCACCCAGUGCAUCGCCUUAUUCAAAAGGUUGGCCACGGAGGGACGAACCGUCAUAGCGACCAUUCACCAGCCUUCGGCCUUAUUGUUCGAAAUGUUCGAUAAAUUGUACGCCCUAGCCGAUGGCAAAUGUAUAUACGACGGCACAACCAGCAACUUAGUCAAUUAUUUAGGAAAUUUGGAUCUUCGAUGUCCACCGUAUCAUAAUCCGGCUGACUACUUAAUAGAAGUGGCCAUUGGAGAACACGGGGCGGAUAUCUCACUGUUGGCCCACUCUGCGAGGGUAAAUCAGCAGAUGAGGGUGUGCGAAAUUGGCACCGCAAAAGAGAAAGAACAUUUAUUGGAAAGUUCAUCAGAAACCAAAGGUCUCACUUUACCUACUGAUGAAGCGACUCCAGUUCCUGCAGCCAUUAUAAUGCAAUUCCUUCUGCUCUACAAAAGGAAUUUGUUAACUACAAGAAGAUUCUACCUUAACACUCUCAAUAGGUUAUUGGCGCACGUCAUCAUCGGCUUCAUUUUCGGCUACUUAUACUGGGAUGUUGGUGUGGGCGCAAACACGAUUUUAGCUAACUAUGUUUAUAUCUAUGGUACUCUACUUCUUACAGUAUACACGGGGAUGAUGCCUGUAACACUAUCCUUCCCAAUGGAAAUGAGGAUUUUGACGAGGGAACAUUUUAAUAGAUGGUAUAAAUUGACGCCCUAUUUAUUGUCUGUGAUACUGGUUGAAAUUCCAUUUCAAGUGAUAUGUGUAUGGAUUUAUAUUGCGAUUUCGUAUUGCCUGACAAACCAGCCAUUAGACUUCAGGCUGUUCUUAUUCAUUUUAUUUUGUACAGCAGGGUCCCUCUGCGGUCAAUCUAUGGGAUAUUUCAUAGGAUCCACCACUCCUAUAAAGGUUGCAGUAUUUGUAGCCCCGGUCCUAGCCUGUUUCCUGUCCGUAUUUGGUUUCUGCAUACGUUACUAUGAUACCCCGCCGGCGUUCAGGUGGAUAUUUAAUUUGAGCUAUUAUCGGGCGGCGUUUCAGAGUCUCGUGUACACUUUGUACGGUUUAAACAGGACGGAACUGUACUGCUCAGACGAGGAGAUCUACUGCCACUACCAGGACCCCGUGAAGUUCCUGGGUGAGAUGGACAUGACCGACGUCGAUCUUGUAUCCAACAUCUCUCUGAUAGUCUGCACGUGGUGUUUACUGCACGCUGCGACUUACUUGACUUUGUGGAUUAAGUUGAACAAGCGUUGAGUGGACGUUACGUAAAACCGUCGAGAGAAUGGGUAUAUUUAUUUUCAGUAUCUUACACCAAAGAUAAUAGUUACAAUAGUGGAAAAAUGUGUGUUUAGAAUUGUGCAAGGCUGUUUUAAAAUUAGAACCAUUCACUUACGGAUACAACAGAGUUGAUUGCGGAACUUGAUUGAUGUAUUUAAUUAAUGUAGGUUAUGUAUUUUUUUUAACAAUUUGAUAUUUUAUAUUUGCAGGGAAACAAAUUUUUUUCUUCUAAAAAUAAAAAUUAUUGGACGAUUUUAUGACAUUAAAAGUUAUUAACUAGUAGUUUUUAUAAGUUUGUGAUUUACAAAUGCAUAAGAAAUUUAUUUUUAUAUAAUGUAUUUAUUAGGUAGUAUUUUAUAACGUAUUGCAUUGUACCAAUGUGUAGGGUGACUGCUCUGGUUUCCGCUCAUUUAAUGUUUUUUUUUUUGUUAUUUGUAAGCCGUAACAAGUUCAUCAUAAAUCCUUUGUCUUGGGCUCGACUUGCUGUGAAUCUGAUAUGGAUAUUCUGAAAUCGCUAAGUAUAAAUAUAAUUCUGUUUUUAUAACCUGAAAGAUUUUCGAACAAAAGCAUAAUUAUUAAAAAUUAAUUUUCUACA
This is a messenger RNA of Anoplophora glabripennis (Asian longhorned beetle), 2798 nucleotides long. RefSeq names its product ATP-binding cassette sub-family G member 4. Bases 188 to 2179 code for a protein of 663 amino acids. Gene Ontology annotation, molecular function: ABC-type transporter activity; ATP hydrolysis activity; ATP binding. Lineage: Eukaryota; Metazoa; Arthropoda; Insecta; Coleoptera; Cerambycidae. The record is from RefSeq and is a predicted model, not a curated record. The transcript is spliced from 11 exons. Gene Ontology annotation, cellular component: plasma membrane.